Messenger RNA from Neurospora hispaniola, 472 nucleotides. RefSeq lists its product as uncharacterized. The transcript has a single exon. Bases 125 to 439 code for a protein of 104 amino acids. The record is from RefSeq and is a predicted model, not a curated record. NCBI's taxonomy places the organism in Eukaryota, Fungi, Ascomycota, Sordariomycetes, Sordariales, Sordariaceae.
GUGGCUUCCGACAUUGCCCUCCCAUUGUGCUGUUCGCUGGCCAUUGUGGAAGUCUUCCAAUCGAUGUCCAAGGCUAUAAUCUCCAAGCGGACCGGGAGGCUGGGCCAUUGACAAGCUUAUCGAUAUGCCUUGUGCAAUGUCAGUCCUCGAGGUACUCUGCCUCACCACUCCAUGUGACACCGCCCUCUCUUCAUUCCAGCAAGCAUUGCGUAGACUUGGGGAGUUGCAAGUAUGCCUGAUGAUACUUCUAUACAUCUACCAACAGGCAGCUGGCGCGUAUCGCACCUUAUGGCACGACAUGCUAGAUGCAUGUGCGCUUUGGCUUCUACAAGAUAGCCACUACAAAGGCCGAGAACGAGACAAACAAGUGAGACAUCCAAUCCAGAACAUCCCGAAAGAAACCUUGUCGACCGAAGAUGAUGGCACGAAGACGACUUGAUGGUUGCGGUCGUGACCUUCGAUUACACAAUUG